This is a messenger RNA of Cyphellophora europaea CBS 101466, 1023 nucleotides long. RefSeq lists its product as uncharacterized. The record is from RefSeq and is a predicted model, not a curated record. Lineage: Eukaryota; Fungi; Ascomycota; Eurotiomycetes; Chaetothyriales; Cyphellophoraceae. The transcript has 2 exons. The coding region runs from base 1 to 1023 and encodes 340 amino acids.
AUGUCUUCCCCUCGAGACGCCCCCAUCUCCUCCCUUGGCCAUAUGUGGUGGGCUGCCAACAAUCCUCCCGCAGACCCUAAGUCUUCCUUUGCCGGCAAGACCAUCCUCAUCACGGGCGCCAAUGUCGGCCUUGGAUUCGAAGCAUGCCUCAAAUUCGCUGCCCUAGGAGCUUCUCGCCUCAUUUUGGGCGCGCGAUCUCUAAAACGCGGCGAGGCUGCCAAAGUAGAAGUGUGCAAGCAAACUGGAUAUCGAUCUCAAGACAUCGUCAUCUACGCUCUCGGCAUGGGAACCUUCUCUGGAGUGAAUGCUUUCGUCGCCGAAGUCGACAAACAUGAGCCUCGCAUCGAUAUCGCUAUUCUACAUGCCGGCAUAGCUGCACAUCACUUUGAGCUCGGCCCCGAAGGCUACGAAUCGUCAGUCCUGGUCAACGGUCUCUCCACCGCUCUCCUUGCUGCUCUUCUGCUACCCAAGCUCCGUUCCUCCUCCAAGCUUUCCGGAUCACCCUCUCGCCUCCAGAUCACCGGUAGUUGCGGACACCAUCUUGCCCCCGCAUCCAAACUCGACUUCCCCGCGAGCGCCAACAUACUCGACGAAGUCUCGAAGCCAGAGUAUUUCAACAUGAUGGACCAGUACUGUCUGACCAAGCUGCUGAAUAUGUACACCCAAGAUGCGCUCGUGGAGGCGCAGGCGAGACACGGCGGCGCGGAUGAGGUGAUCAUCACCGUGGUCUGUCCCGGCCUCUGCAGGACGAACUUGGGUCGUGAUUUUCCGUACUGGCAGCGAGUAUGCAACGGCGUUUUCCAAAAGAUAUUUGCCCGCUCCGCGGAACAGGGUAGUCGGACCAUGGUCAGCGGUGUGGCGCUCGGAAAGGACGCGCAUGGGGAGUUCUGGAGUCACGAUGUGUUCUACAGGAAAGGCGAGUUGUGUAAGGGUCAGGAGGGCAAGAGGUUGCAGAAACGCGUAUGGGGUGAGAUGCUGGAGGUGCUGCAGCGGAAGGCGGGCUUCGAUCCGAGCCAGCUUUGA